Molecule: messenger RNA, 963 nt
Organism: Pochonia chlamydosporia 170
Lineage: Eukaryota; Fungi; Ascomycota; Sordariomycetes; Hypocreales; Clavicipitaceae
Product: transcription factor, FAR1-related protein
Exons: 2
Coding region: 1-963 (320 amino acids)
Source: RefSeq, a predicted model, not a curated record
AUGUUCGGAAUCUUGGAGGCAGCUGCGGUUCCCCACGGGGGAAUCUUCGAUACCUAUGACGACCUCAUCCUCGAUCUCAACAGGCGCAUGGAAAGGCAGGGAUACAAGAUUGUCAAGGCGAGAUCCCACCGUAACAAAAUUGGCGGUGGCGAUGUGGCAGAAAACGAGAUUGUUCGUUGUGACCUCGUGUGCGAUCGCGGGGGCCGACCGUACAAAUCGACAGCAACCAAGCAUAAAACUCACACAAAGAAGACUGGAUGUCCAUGGAAGGCAAAGGCCGUGAAUCGUAAGUCGGCCGGGGGUUGGAUACUAACCAUCUUUUGCAACGAACAUAAUCACGAGGCCGGCACGCCAGAGCCUCCCAGCCUGCCUGGCCUUCCCCAGCAGGAUGGGAACGACAUGGGCAACGAAGACGAACAUCAAAUUGGGCCAAGGCCAGAUCCCGAGACGUCGGCAGCUCUUCAGAUCGCUGGCGUGUCCAACACCGCUCUUCGUCUGACUGGAGACACUUUCCAUCAGUUCAAGACGGAGUAUCGCAAGAUGACGCAAGGAGACCGGCUAAGUCUCCUAGCACAAUUUCAAUUGAGGAUAGCAGCCAUCUACGCUGUCCAGAAUGAAGAAAUGCAGCGGCAAAAACGGCAAGAAACCCAGGACCAGAGACAUCAAGCUGUAGUUGCGAGCAGGAAGACUCUGUCUGCCCAACGACAUCGCGCACGAAAACACCAAAGAGACCAAGAUGAGCAUCCACAACAACCAGCAGCUCUUCCAACAGAGCCUGACCUCUCCUUACCCCAAGACCUCGUUCACAUAGGUCCGAAUCAGGCACCAGACGCGGUGAUGCAAGAGUCACAAUUCCAAAUGCCAGGAACCAGAACCACUAUGCCUACCGUUGAAUUGCCGCAGUUCAAGCAAUAUCACGGGCCCUCCAAGAAAACGAAGUCUUAUCAACCGCAAGCCACGUGA